GGUUUUUUCUGGAAAUAAGCUAUUGGUUAAACGUAGAGUCCAUGAAGCCACCUUUUCUGCUCGAACAGGUUCCUACGUGCAUUACCCUUCCAUCUAUGAAAGACAUAUGUAACACACGAAUAUGACGUUGGCAUAGCAACUGAUUUAUUUAUUUACAUUUCUUUAAUAGAACGUCUUCAAAAUACCAACCACGAAACCAUAAAAACGAUUCCUUUUUGCCUCCAAUAUCAAACUUUUUUUUUCUGUAGCAUUAAAUAAAUUAUUCUUAUCUCUUCAUACUCAAUAUGUCAAAUACCGGAUUGCCUGAACCUUGGAUUUUGAAAAUUUCGAGAUCAAGAAACCGUCCUUACUUUUUUAACCCACAGACUCAUGAGUCUUUAUGGGAGGCUCCUGCCUCUACCAAUAUGGAGGCUCUGCAUCAGUAUAUGAUUAAUGAAUUCUCUGUCCCAAACUCGACAGGUUUGGAAACACCCUCUUCUCCAAAGAUCCGUGUUAGUCAUUUAUUAGUAAAGCACAAGGAAAGUCGUCGACCUAGCUCUUGGAGAGAGGAGCACAUUACCCGAACCAAGGAAGAAGCCUGGGACAGAAUCCACCAUUUCGAGAACUUGCUCAAAGAGGGUGUCGUCAAUAUUAAUGAUCUUGCCAUGCAAGAAUCAGAUUGCAGCUCUGCUCGUCGGGGAGGUGAUUUGGGAUUUUUUGGAAGAAACGAAAUGCAAAAGCCAUUUGAGGACGCCGCAUUCGCCUUACAGCCUGGAGAAUUGAGUCAUGUUGUCGAAACAAACAGCGGUUAUCAUCUGAUUCAACGUACCGCUUAAGUUUGCGUUACCCUUUCUGUUUAUAUUGUUCUCUAGUGUACGGAGACAUGUGAUUUCAAAGGUAUAUGACUAUGGUUUAAUGAAUAAAGCUUUUUUUUCUCUCAGCCA
Schizosaccharomyces cryophilus OY26 is the source of this 923-nucleotide messenger RNA. RefSeq names its product peptidyl-prolyl cis-trans isomerase Pin1. Lineage: Eukaryota; Fungi; Ascomycota; Schizosaccharomycetes; Schizosaccharomycetales; Schizosaccharomycetaceae. Gene Ontology annotation, cellular component: cytosol; nucleus. Bases 285 to 815 code for a protein of 176 amino acids. The transcript is spliced from 2 exons. The record is from RefSeq and is a predicted model, not a curated record. Gene Ontology annotation, molecular function: peptidyl-prolyl cis-trans isomerase activity; protein binding.